Molecule: messenger RNA, 1088 nt
Organism: Anopheles darlingi
Lineage: Eukaryota; Metazoa; Arthropoda; Insecta; Diptera; Culicidae
Product: hsp70-binding protein 1
Exons: 3
Coding region: 67-1017 (316 amino acids)
Source: RefSeq, a predicted model, not a curated record
AAAAUCAAAACAAAAAGGCAAGGAUUGGAAAAUUUUUCGGAAAAAUCGCGUAAAAAUACGAUCACGAUGGCGAGUGGAGAAAAUCCGGAUAAUCCACGGCAUCCUCGAAAUCUGCAGGGUUUGCUGAAGUUCGCGGUGGAAGCAACAAAAGAGGAAGAUGCACCCCAAGAAUCUCGUCUACAGCCGAUGGAUGAAGAACGGCGUCGAUUCCUGGAGAAUGCUCUGAAUUCGCUAACGGUCGAUGUGGUUAAGGAGUUGGAAAAGGCGAUGCAAACCCUGCUGGACGCAUCCUCGAGUGAUGAAGCGAAGGUCGAGGCCAUCGAAAUCGUCACCGACUACGUACAGGAUGUGGAUGCGGCCAAUGAUUUCUUUAAAAUCGGUGGAUUCACUAUUUUGCGGCCGGGUCUAGAAUCGUCCAGUGCAAGUUUACGUGCCGUAACGCUCAGUUUGAUUGCCGAUCUGGCCCAGAACAAUCCCUUUUGUCAGCAAAAGCUGCUCGAGAUGAGUCUGCUUCCGAAGCUGACGGAGUUACUGUCGGACGAGCAACCGGUUGCAGAAAAGGCGUUACACGCAAUCUCCUGCCUGGUGAGGCACCACGAGCCGUGCUUGGCCGCGUUCAUCGAAAUCGGAGGACUCGAGUGUAUACUGGGAUGCAUACAGGCGGACAGCGAAAAACUGCGCGUGAAAUCGGCCUUUUUGUUGUCAAACCUGUGCGGCGAGCUGGAGCCGGUGCGGGAUGAAUUCAUCAAACUGAACGCUAUCGAGGUGUUGGUGGAUGCAGUAAAACCUACGGAUACAUAUGAUCCCAAACUGGAAACUGCCCUGUCUUCGUUGCAAGUACUGACCGAAUGUAAAGCGGGAGUAGAACGCUGUAGUCAGGUCUCAGGCUUUAGGGAGAAACUGGAAGCAAUCAUUAAGCAGAGUGCCGGUAAAGAGGAAUGUGAGGAUCAAUUAAAUUAUGCCAAGACCUUAAUGCAACGAUGUUUCUCGAACGAAGCAGACGGAACAGAACGAUAAAACUAAAGUUUCGUACAAGUUUUAAGCUAUUGCACCCUAUUGUGUAACGCUUUGUAAAUCAAUAAAUCUUU